AUGCAUGGACGGGAAGGUGAGGAGAGGAAAAGGGCUCGGCACAUGUGGACAGAUCCUACCCCUGCCAAUUCGGUUGUAGAGGGUGAUGUUUCUUCGUCUUCUCCGAUUCCUAAUUCGUUUUACAAGGACGGGCGAAAAAUCUCUGUUGGGGACUGUGCUCUUUUCAAACCGCCGGAGGAGUCUCCACCUUUCAUUGGAAUAAUCCGUUGUGUGAUUACCAGUAAAGAUAAUAACCCAACUCUAGGUGUGAAUUGGCUUUAUCGACCUUCUGAAAUAAAGCUUGGCAAAAGCAUCCUUUUGGACGCUGCGCCAAACGAAAUAUUUUACUCCUUUCACAAGGAUGAAAUAUCUGCCGCAUCGCUACUCCAUCCGUGUAAAGUUUCCUUCCUUCCUAAAGGGGCUGAGCUUCCAUCAGGGAUUUCUUCAUUUGUGUGCCACCGUGUUUACGACAUUCGAAACAAGUGUUUAUGGUGGUUAACUGAUCAAGAUUAUAUUGAUGAACAUCAAGAAGAAGUAGAUCAACUAUUGUCUAAGACACGCUUAGAAAUGCAUGCAACAGUACAGUCCGGUGGGCACUCACCAAAGCCAAUGAAUGGUCCAAAUGCAACAUCACAGUCAAAACCUGGUUCAGAUGGCGUGCAGAAUAGUGGUUCCUCCUUUCCUUCUCAAGUUAAGGGGAAGAAAAGGGAGCGGGGAGAGCGUGGGGAUCCAGGGCUAGAGCCUCUUAAACGAGAGCGUUCUACAAAACUUGACGAUGGUGAUUCUGCUAACUCAAGAGCGGAGAACACCUGGAAAUCAGAGAUUACUAAAUUGAAAGAUAAAGGUGGUCUUGUGGAUUUUGAUGCUGUUGAGAAACUGGUGCAGCUUAUGUUACCCGACAGAAAUGAGAAGAAGAUAGAUUUGGUUGGCCGGUCUAUUAUGGCUGGGAUAGUAGCAGCAACAGAUAAGUUUGAUUGCCUUAAUCGGUUUGUUCAACUGAGAGGGUUACCUGUAUUUGAUGAGUGGAUACAGGAGGCCCAUAAAGGAAAGAUUGGCGAUGGUAAUAGUCCCAAGGAUGGUGACAAAUCAGUAGAAGAGUUUCUCUCUGUCUUACUUCGUGCUCUUGAAAAAAUCCCUGUGGAUCUCCACGCUUUACAAACAUGUAACAUUGGAAAGUCUGUCAAUCAACUACGUUCGCACAAGAACACGGAAAUUCAGAAGAAGGCAAAGAGUUUAGUUGACACUUGGAAAAAACGGGUGGAGGCUGAAAUGGAUGCAAAGUCUGGGUCAAACCAGGGUGUCACUUGGGCUACAAGAUCACGCCUUCCGGAUGCUUCCCAUGGCGGGAGCAGACACGCUGGUGUAGUCUCUGAGGUGGCAUUGAAGAGCUCUACUAAUCAGCUUUCUGUUUUAAAAGCUGCGCCAGCUAAGCUUGUCCCUGGAGAGGCUAUUCCUAUGUCAGCGUCAGGAUCUCCUGGGUCCAAUAAAUUAACUCCAGUGCCUGUGUCUGGGGUUGGUGUUGUUAAAGAAGGACAGGCUAGAUAUGGCAGCGGUGCUGGUGGGUCUGAUGCUUCUCCAACCACGGCUAGAGAUGAGAAGAGCAGCAGUUCUAGCCAGUCGCACAAUAAUAGUCAAACUGUAUCUGGUGACCAAACAAAAACUGUUGGAUUUUCUGGAAAGGAGGACACGAGGAGUUCUGGUUCUAUGACACCUACUAGGGUUGCUAGUGGUUCUUCACGGCAUCGUAAGUCGAGCAAUGGCUUUCUGACCCAAGCUGGAUCUGUUGCUCAGCGGGAAACUGGGACAAGUAGAAGCUCUCCUUUGCAAAGAAAUCCAGCUUCUGAGAAGUUCCCACAAAAUAGUUUGGCAAGUGAUAAGGUGGCUGAUCUCCCAACACCCGAGGCCACCAACCACAGAUUUGUCGUUAAGAUUCCUAACAGAGGCCGCAGUCCUGCCCAAAGUGCCAGUGGUGGAUCGCUCGAAGAUCCUUCAGUCGUGCACAACAGAUCUUGCUCUCCUAUUCUUUCGGAGAAGCAGGAUCAGCUCGAUCACAAUUUGAAAGAUAAGAACGAUGCUUGCAAUGCUAAUGUCGGCUCAGAUGUCAAUACCGAGUCAUGGCAGAGCAAUGAUUUCAAAGACGUGCUGACUGGGUCAGAUGAAGCAGGUGGCUCUCCUACAACUGGUCCGGAUGAUGAAAACAGUAGAGCAGGUGAAGAUACCAAGAAACUACCAGAAGUCUCCAAAUCCACAUCAUUGCCGUCUAGCAACGAAAACAAGUCGGGAAAAUUACAUGAUGCUUCAUUUAGCUCCAUGAAUGCUUUGAUUGAAAGUUGUGUCAAGUACUCUGAUGCGAGUACAUCUAUGUCAGGAGCAGAUGAUGUUGGGAUGAACCUGCUUGCUAGUGUUGCUGCUGGAGAAAUGUCUAAACCUGAUGUGGCUUUGCAGUGUGAUCCACUUGGUGAUUCAAGGGUACAGUCACAUCCAGGUGAUACUGUGAUUCACGGUGUUCAGUCAUGUGAUAAUGUUGGUGUUGUAACUGAGAAGAAAGACAGUGCUGUUAAUACGUUAGAGACUAAGACAGAUGGUCCUUCUCAAGAGAAAGAUUCAACUUCCUGUGCUGUAGAGGCCCAGCAAACUGGAGAGACAUGCAAGGAAAAGGAAGAUAAAACUAAUGCAACCUUAAGGGGACCUUUUAAUGAGGUGCCUGCUGUGAACGGCGCAGACAAGAAAUUGGGUGGUGGCAAAAAUCCAUGGAAAAAAGAUCCCAGUUGUACAGUAAAAGCUGAAGCAACGUCUGAUGAUAAAGAAAAAUCACUUGCCUCCUUUUCAGCCGAGACUAAGCUCAAUAUUGCUGCUGUAGAAGUCAAGGCUGGUGGAGUCCGAAGUUUGUCACCACAUACUGCCUUUGAUCCUGAGGGGGAGAACAAGAAAAAUAGUAAUGAGGUAUUGAACUUUGGUGUACAAACAGAUCAGAAACCACCUGCAGUAAUGCGUUCUGAUUCUGUUAAGAGAACUGACAUUCAGGUGCUUAAUCCUUCUGGUCAGGAAAUGGCUUCCACCAAAUGUCAGGAGGAAGUGAAAAAAGAAGAGGUUAAUGAAUCUACAGGUCGGAAUCCCUCCCCUGACAACCCAAAAACUGAUCAGCUUAGUAAGAAGGAUGAGGAUCAGGUGAAAACUGAUACUGAUGGGCCUAAUGAGCAGGAAAGUGGUUCUCAGGAUGAAUCUGGUUUACAAUCAGAUCGGAGAAUGGGGUGUAGAGGAUCUAGGGAGAAAGGUACUGAAGCUGAUGACACUGAGGAAAGUUGUUCAGCUGCAGCAGAUGCUUCUUUAGCUGUUACUGGCAGCCAAGAUAAUGAAACAAAAAUGGUAUUUGAUCUGAACGAGAUGCUUAAUGGCGACGAUGGGAAGUACAUUGAGCCAUCCAAUGUAAAAGUCGCAAGUGCUUCUUCUGCUUCUAUUCCAUUGAUUAGUCCGUUGCCUUUACAAGCUUCUCUCUCUAGUAGUCUCCCUGCUUCAAUUACUGUUGCCUCGGCUGCUAAAGGUCCUUUUGUUCCACCAGAGGAUUUACUGAAGAGUAGAGGGGAACUUGGUUGGAGAGGAUCAGCCGCAACAAGUGCAUUUCGACCAGCUGAACCUAGAAAAACUGUUGAUCCUAAUGUAACUGGGACAACACCCAAUGGUCCUUCUCCUGAUUCUUCUUCUGCCAAACCUGGCCGUCCUCUCUUUGAUUUUGACCUAAAUGUGGCUGAUGAAAGGGUACUUGAAGAUUUGGCUUCUCGAGUUUCUGAUCAGGCUAUGAGCUCUGUCACUGGCCUUGCAAAUAAUCAUCAUGUUGUGGCAUGUGAUGAACCGGUGGUGGCUUCUGUAUCCGUUCGAAGUUCUGGGGGACUUGAUCUUGAUUUGAAUAAAAUGGACGAUGAUGGUGAUGUUGGCAAUAAUCACUUGACUAGCAACGGUCGUAGGCUGGACAUUCAUUUCCAGCCAACAGUCAAAACAUCAGCAGCAGCAGGUCUUAUCAGUGCUGCUGAUGCAGGUACCCGUCGAGACUUUGACUUGAAUAAUGGACCUCUUGCCGAGGAAGUGGGAACUGUUGAGCCAUCAACUUCAUUUGUCCAGCAAUUAAGGAAUAAUAGCAUUGUGUCUCAGUCAGCAAUUCCCGCCCCUCGAGUUAACUCUAAGGAACUGGGAAAUUUUGCCUCUUGGUUUCCUCCUCAAGGGAAUUAUCCAGGUCUAGCAACAAUUCAGCCCAUGUUGCCUGAUAGAGCAGGGGAACAACAGCCAUUCUCAAUAGUUGCACCUCAAAGGAUGGUAGCUGCUCCUGCUGUCACUGUCGGCAAUACAUUUAGCCCUCCAGAUGUCUAUAGAGGACCAGUGUUGUCAUCUUCUCCUGCUGUGCCCUUCCCGUCUCCUCCAUUCCAGUACUCAGUCUUCCCAUUUGGAAACAACUUCCCUCUAACUUCAGCUGCAUUUUCGGGUGGUUCUACAGCAUAUGUCGACUCAGCAUCAGGUGGAAGACUUUGUUUUCCUGCUGUGCCUUCACAGGUGUUGGCGCCUGGUGGUGGUGGUGUUCUCCCAUCGCCCUAUCAUCCAAGGCCUUAUGUUGUCAGCAUUCCAGAUGCGAGUAGUAGUAUGUCCAGUGAAAGCAGCAGUAGAAAGUGGGGAGGAAGGCAGGGACUAGACUUAAAUGCAGGGCCUUUGGGUGGUCCUGAUACUGCAGAAGGGAGAGAUGAAACAACAUCAUCAUCACUUGCUGCCUCAAGGCAACAGCAGCUGUCUCUGGCCAACUCUCAUCAAGCACUAAUUGAGGAGCAGCAAUCUAGGAUUUACCACCAGGUGUCAGGUGGCGGCGUUCUGAAAAGGAAGGAACCAGAUGGUGGAUGGGAUGGCUACAAGCAUCAUCCACCAUGGCAAUAG
Linum trigynum is the source of this 4893-nucleotide messenger RNA. Lineage: Eukaryota; Viridiplantae; Streptophyta; Magnoliopsida; Malpighiales; Linaceae. The record is from the annotation of a GenBank genome assembly.